AUUUUCAAAAUAACACGUUCUGAAGUAAAACUGUGCACAUCAUGUUACACGGUUAAAACUCAAACCGUACUGUUUAUUUGUUAUCGCGUUAAAAGAAAACGCUAGCGUUGAAACAUCAACUAUGCAAGUCGGGACAGGGCUGAAUAAUUCUUAACAAAUGGUUCACAAUAGUACGCAGCGCGGGUGAUUCGAAAUCCGGCUGCCUUCAGCGUUAUAGUCAAUGCACUGUGACGUGAAUACCUAGUAAGGUGAUUCAGCAUGUUGACACUUUCUCACGGGAAAAACUACUUCAUUAUGUUACCUUGUUCUUUUCAAAUGGUAUCAACUGUUACACCCCGCAUACAAAUGGAGUAUACAUUUACUUCUGACUCACUAUACUUUGCUUGUAAGUGAUGGUAUACGAUUUUUAAUUAGUACGUUUUCUAGAUACUCCCCUGUUUGAUCAGACGGCAGCCCUAUAGACUUAACAAGAACGAAUCCACAAAGCCACCACUUGUUACUCUCUCAUUUUUAAUCAAUAUCGAGUUUUUAGUAACACACUCUCUAUACAGCUCUUUCAUUAAGGAACAUCUGUGCUUUUAAAGUGUCACGUUUUCAGCACCAUCCCAUGGUAAACACUCAACAACAAUAAAUUGUAUAGCUUGUGAUUCAGCAGUUCAUUUUAUGUAGUCUUUCAUAAAGAAACACCUGUGCUUUUAAAGAGACACGUUUUCAGUACCAUCCCAUAGUAAACAUUUCUCAACAAUAACAAAAAUAAAAUUAAAAAAUUGUAUAGCUUGUGUACUCGGUCAAGGUGAUUCAGCAGUUCAUAGUACUACCCUAUUAUACACCCCGCUUGAUACAUCUGUCUUGAAGCAACCUGAAACUGUUUUGAAUAGCAGCCAAACCACUCAUGUUCAUUGUGUGCAGCUGUUUGCACUUAAGUUUGAACUAAUAUUUCUAUAGAGCUCCAAAAUGUAUAGUUUGGAAUAAGAAGUCCAUCCACUUUUAUAUUUUUCACCAUUUUCGUCUGAGAAAUUGCCAAGGCAACAUCAACCAAAAGUGUACCGGAAACGUUAACCCUUAACACGCAUCCUUAGGAUAGGAAUCUCCAGCAAAAGAGCAAGUACUCCACUUUUACUGCAUACUUACACUUAUACAGUUGUUAGAUUAUUUAAAACUUAUACACUUGACGUAUUAUUUAAAACUUAUUAUCACGAUAUAAUACUUAAAACUGUUAGUAACCAUUUUAGUCUAAUGCUUAGUUGAUGUUCGUUUUUUGUUUUUUGUUUUCAGGUAACUACCAACUCAUACACACUUAGUUGGUGAAUACCUAUUUUAUGACUAUGUACACCACGAGUAGAGACUCCUACUGUGAAAAUUGUCACACUUGUUUUGGUUUUAAAAGAAAUUUAACAAGGCAUCAACAAAUAUGUGGGAAAGUUGGGGGUCAAUUUUCAUGUCAGUAUUGUAGAAAAUAUUUUUCCAGAAAAGAUAGUUUAAAACGACAUGUGAAAAGCUGUCAAAAAGUAGUCAAUCCUUUGGUUUGCCAAUGUUCACUGUGUUUUCAACACUUUACCCAUGAACUUGCUUUUCAAUCACACUUACCACAUUGUCUAAACACGACUUUGCAAUAUGAUUCUCCUUCCACCUCAUCACCACCUCCCAUUCCUUCCUCCUACCCCCCUCCACCGCCCAUCCCCUCCCCUGAUGUUUCUCCUUCUUAUCCCAAUCCCUACCUCAUAAACGAGAUUUCACAAAAUGAUGUAACCUGUCAGACUUGUCAGACAAUGUUUCCAACUUCGAAAGCAUUGCGACUGCAUAAGAAUAGAACAGGACAUGAUAUGUGGGGUGGUAGCAAAGGCAAGUUAAGUAGGAAAAAAACGGCUACAGUAUCUGCACAUCCAUCCAACCCUUCUUUGCCUCUUAUUCCCUCCCCACCAGGUACUCCUUCCAAUCCUGAACCUGUUGGUGACACUUCUGAUCAUGCUCGCCCAUGUACCAGCGAAUCUUUAGGGGGAGAUGUGAGAGAGUAUGAGUUUAAAGGGCAGGGUGCUACAGAUGCUUUACAUUUUAUGGUGAAUCAACAAGCUGUCAUUAUUGAUGUGAUCAAGACAGAACUCAGAGAGAAACAGUCAGUGAAAUGGGGAUUAUGUCUUCACAUCAGAAUGGUUAAACCUACUGAAGAUGAAACAGCUAAUAUUCAUGAGGCUUACUUUCGAAGCACAAUGGUCAUAGCUACACAAGGAACCAAUUUGUCCGAUCAAUACCUUGAAGCCAUGCACAAGAUAUUGCGUUCACUAGAUAAUUAUCAGGGUGAGCAUUCUAAUUUAAACGUGCUAGACAUUGCAAUGAUGAAAGUGAUCAUCGUUAAAUUUAAGCCUUUUAAAGGCGGUACAUACAUCCCUCUUCCCAAAGAAAUUGCAUACAAAACUAAAAGCGUUGUGAAUGUAGAAAACAAUGAUGAGAUGUGUUUUAUCUAUAGCAUUUUAGCCAAACUGUUUCCCGCUCCGCAUCAUCCAACACGGGUGAAGCAUUAUCAACCUUUUGUGAACAGAUUGAAUUUGGAUGGGUUUACUUUUCCGAUGACACUCAAACAAAUCCCACGAUUUGAACAAGUCAAUCAGUUGAGUAUUAAUGUGUAUGGCUUCGAAGAUAAGACUCUCUAUCCACUUUACAUAAGCAACGUAUCCAACAUAGAACCAGACAGUCAAAUUGAUUUGUUGAUGCUUUCACAAGAGAACGAGCCCGAAGAUUUUGAAGGAUUCUUAGGCUUAGAGGGUCAUGAACUUAUGGAUGUAGAAACGAAAGCAGACACCCAUUUUUGUUUGAUCACUAAGUUGAAAUUUUUUGUCAAAAACCCUGAGAAAAAACGUAGUAACCAGUAUUAUAUUUGCAGAAAAUGUUUGUGGACAUACAGCUCACAAGAAAGGUUGAAUAAGCACAAGGGGUAUUGUUUUGAUAAAGCUCAACGUGUCAAUAUGCCUAAACCCGAGAAAGCAGUCUAUCAGUUUGGAUUACGAUCUGAAGCUAAAACAGAAAGAGCUAAAUUUCUUAUUGUGGCCGAUUUUGAAAGUUUGCUGUUGCCGGUCGAAAAUCAUGCAUCGCGUUUGAACAGACAUGUUCCUUGUGCCUAUGCUUACAAAGUUAUUUGUUCAGAGCAGCGGUAUUCGAAAUCUGUUCAAACCUAUGUAGGUUCAGAUGCAGCAGAACACUUUAUUCAAGACAUUUUAAGAGAAUAUGAUGAAAUUAAGGAGAUCUUUGCCAAUGUUGUUCCCAUGCAAUUAUCUCAUCAGGAUAGGACAACCAUAGCAAACACAACUCAGUGUGGAUUAUGUGGAAAAGAGUUAGGGAAAGAUAGGGUGUUAGAUCAUGACCAUCUCAGUGGUGCUUUUAGACAAGUAUUACACAACAAGUGUAAACUAAAUUUCCAGCUGCAAAAGAAAGUGUAUCUGAUGUUGCAUAAUUCAGAGCGUUAUGAUACGCAUCUUAUUCUUGAAGCAGCACGUGAAUUUGGAGAGAGAAGUAUUCAGAUCAUACCCCAUAAUUCUGAACAGUUUCUGUCUUUUACUGUGGACAGUGAUCUGGUCUUCCUAGAUUCUUGCAAAUUUUUGCAAAGCUCUUUAGAUGCUCUGACUAAGAAUCAGAUGAAUAAAGGAUUAGACACAUUUGUUUUCUUGAAAGAGCAGUUCCCACAGCAUGUUGGUAUAAUGACUCGAAAGCUUCCUUUUCCUUAUGAGUACAUGGAUUCAUGGGAAAAAUUAAAUGACACACAGUUGCCACCUAAAGAAUCCUUCUACAGUUCCUUGAGUGAUGAAGGCAUUACUGAUGAAGACUAUGUCUUUGCCCAUGAAUUGUGGCAUACAUUCGCAUGCAACACAAUGUCUGACUUUACACGGUUGUAUGUGGUUGUAGACACACUGUUGUUGGCUGAUAUUGUCGAAACAUUCAGAACUGGAUGUUUAGCAGAUUAUGGACUUGACAUCUGUCACUACUAUUCCAUGCCAGGGUUUUGUAUUGAUGCAGCACUGAAAGUCACCGGGGUCAAGCUUGAUCUCUUCACUGAUGUAGAUAGUUACAAUUUUGUGGAAAAUUCCAUUCGGGGAGGCGUGUCUGUCAUCGGUAAGAAAUUUGCCGAAGGCAACAAUGAAUACAUGUCUAAUUAUAACCCAGAAAAAGAGGCUUCAGUGCUUCUGUACAUGGACUUUAACAGUCUUUAUUCUGGAGUUAUGCUGGAACCCCUACCUAUUGGUAACUAUCAGUUCAUGUCAGCACAAGAUUAUGAAACUAUUGAUUGGGUUACAAUAGAUACCCAAGGGGAUACAGGUUACAUUUUGGAAGUGGACUUGCACUAUCCUAAACAUUUACACAAACUUCAUGCUGCUUUCCCCAUGGCUCCUACCCAUGACAACAUUCCCUUUGAGGACUUUUCACCUUAUCACAAAGAGUUACUCAGCCAGUUCUAUACCUCCCAGUGUCAAAAACCCUCAGGCAAGAAAUUGUUUGCUACUUUAAAAGAUCGCUUGAACUAUGUGGUUCAUUUCAAAACUUUGCAACUGUAUUUGAGACAUAGGCUAGUCCUCCAACACAUUCAUAGGGUGUUAAAGUUCAAGCAAGGUCCCUGGUUGAAACCCUAUGUUCAGUUAAAUUUGGAAAGUCGCAAACACGCAACUGAUGCCUGUGACAAGGACCGAUAUAAACUUAUGAAUAAUUGUGUGUUUGGCAGGUUCUGUAUGAAUAAACGCAAGCGGAAAUCCUUGCACUUAGUGACCCAAAGACAGCAAUUUCGCAGUUAUGUAGCUAAAACCAAUUUCAAGCAGGUGAAAGUGUUUUCAGAAGAUGUUGUGUCCGUGGAAAUGGAGCAAGUGUCUGUCCAUUUAGAUCAACCUAUCGCUGUUGGUUUCAGUAUUUUGGAUUUAGCCAAAUUUCAAAUCCUUUCUUUCUAUUAUGACGUCAUGCAACAGCAAUAUGGACCAGAACGAUUGGACUUGCUCAUGACAGACACAGACAGUCUCUUUUUGCACAUUCAUGCCCCUCCACACGAGACUUUGCUUGAUCCCUACAUAUUCAUGAAGCAAAAUCUGCAUUUGUUUGAUACUUCCAAUUAUGAUCAGAACGAUCCUAAAGGAUUGUAUUCGAAUGAAAACAAAAAAGUCACAGGAAAGAUGAAGGAUGAAGCUGCAGGAAAGAUCAUUUUAGAAUUUGUAGGGUUGAAAAGCAAAAUGUAUUCCUUUUUGAUACAAUCAGAUGAGAACACUGUAUCAAACCAAAAGACAGCUAAAGGAAUAAAGAAAUCUGUCAUUGCUAAGCAAUUGACCCAUAAGAAAUACAAAGACAGUCUCCUGGAGAGGAAACCUUUUUAUUGUUCCUAUUCACUCAUUCGCUCUCACAAUAACACUUUAUACACUGAGUCAUUGAGCAAAAUAGCAUUAUCCCCCUUAGAUGAUAAACGUUAUGUACUAGAGGAUGGUAUAUAUAGUUUACCCUAUGGGUAUUCACCAGUCUAAGAGUAUGUGGUAAUGCUGUUCAAGUUCCACAUUUUAGAGAUGGGUGAUUGAUACAGCAAUAUGAGUACCACCGGAUUCAUUUACCAGUUAAGACGAAACGGCGGCAAUGACAUACUGUAUUAUGAAGGUAGAAGCUUCCGUAGAAGCCAUGAGGAUGCCAUGCAGGCAGGUUUACAGCGUGCAAGAAGAAUGUUCCAUCAAGACGAGAAUCAUCAAACACCCAACUAUUCAGUAACUGUGCGUGAAAUUCACAUCAACAGGAGACAAAUAACCAAUCGCUUACAGCUGCGUCGAAACAAAAGACUUUUCGUAGGCGUCUUGGAAACUCACUAUCUCAAUGAACUCCAGAGACUUGUUCGGAAGUUAUGUUGUGAUAAUUGUUAUGGAUGUGAAGUUAAUCAUCCAUCGCAAGUACAUCACCAGUGUAUCAUGAUGAACAGUGACGAGUGUAUUACUCAAUACUUUGAUCGUGCAGUGAAUGAGCUGCCCCUUCAUACCAUCUUGGAAAAAGCCAAGCAACAGAGGGUAAGCCUUGGGCUAGAGUUUCAGGACCAGCACACUGUGCGUUACAAUGACACGGAUUAUAUGCAUAGUCAUUUCUUCUGCAAUGACAGAAAAGAAAGACUCGAGAUGCAGCUCAGAGUCCUCAUGAACAUGGAAGAUAGUAAUAACUAAAAGUCGCAUGUGUUAGCAUUAUUUUAUUGCUUUACAAUCUGAAAGUUACAUAGAAUACAUAUCAUGAAUUCAAUGUACAUGUACAGUUAGAAAGACUCUAGUUUUCUUAAUUUUGCAGUAGUGUUAGCACCGGGUACACCAUGUUGUGCUUGUCGUUUUAUAUAUAAAGAUGAUUUUGCCUUU
Messenger RNA from Haliotis rufescens (red abalone), 6344 nucleotides. RefSeq lists its product as uncharacterized. NCBI's taxonomy places the organism in Eukaryota, Metazoa, Mollusca, Gastropoda, Lepetellida, Haliotidae. Bases 1320 to 5486 code for a protein of 1388 amino acids. The transcript is spliced from 2 exons. The record is from RefSeq and is a predicted model, not a curated record.